AUGCAGGCUCUAAAUGUGGGCGUUGGAGACAAUGAGCCUGUAUUUACGGUCCUCUUUGAAAAUGAAAAGGCAAACAGUGCAGCUCUCCAACAGUAUGCGGGCAAGAUACAGUCAUCAGGUGUGCAGUCCCGUCGCAGCCUCGUGCAUAAAAGUUCUCGCGGGCGCAGUGGCGCGGCCUUCUUGGCAUCUGCUGCAGCGCUUGUUGUGCUAAUCUUCUUGUGUACGCGAGGGCAGAAGAGAUGGGAUCAACUGGCUGCUUAUGGUCGGCAGUUGUCGGAGGAUGACGACUCCAGGCUGGUUGCCAAACGCUCAUGGUGCAGCGAUUCGGGAGGAGAGGCAGAUAUUUCGUCUGAUGAUGAUACGACGGAGAUGCCUCCAAUGCUUAAGCCACUUGCCAAACGUGCACGUGCUGAGGCGGAGUCUGAUGGUAGUAGGGGGCUGUCUAAUGUUGACGCAGGUGUGCAACAAGCGGCAGGGCCCUCAUCGAAGGGGGCCAUUGGAUCAACUGGGGCAACUGCACGUCGUCGCCUACAGCGUCGCGUACGGCGUCGCCCCAGUGCCUCUAAGAGUAAAGCUGGGCAGCUGAGUGCGUAUGAACCUCAAGGGGCUGCUGGACUGCACAUCUUAUGGGCGAAGGCUUCCUCUGUAGCUAAACUAAGAGGUGCAGGUUCAGUGUGUUGUUCAGAGAGUGGUACAAGCUCAUCUGUGCCGCUGAGUGAGCGUGAACUUCAAGCAGUUGCUGCGUUGCACCAAUUGGGGGAAUUGACUGGCUCCGAGGGCGCCACUGGUGGAAAGCAUGAUGAGAAGGUGGAGGAUGAGGGUCAGCCUUCAACGAGUGCUGUUGCAGGCAAUGGCGAAAAGCACUGGCUACCGCAUGCGCAUCUCGCAUGCAAGGCGAAUUUAGAUGUUGAUACAUUUACAACUGCCCAUACGGAUUUACGCUUCCACCCAUUUUGCCGUUUGCCUCUUGUGGACAGUAACGGAAUCACGAGGGAGUUUAUGCCGGAGAUCGCCGUUGGCUCGUCGCCAACGGAUAGACCCCUGCCGCUUUUGUCGAAAGCUUGCGAGCUACUCGCCAAGGCAUUUCUGUCGCCUGAAGAACUGGAUGCGGUGUCAUAUAUUGCAGAACGGCUAAUCGCCCACGCAGUAGAAUGCCAAACGCGUGAUCUGAGAGGUCUCCCGCCACAUCGGGCUAUCCAGAUACUAGGCGUUCGCUUUCUUAUAUUUGAUAUUAUUGUGUCAGCUGUAGAUUUGCUGGGUCAGCGACCAGAAGGGUCAUGGUGGGAAAAACUUUCCAACUCCGUACCUCACUUUUAUGGUGAGAGGCCCAAAGGUAUUCGUGGAAGUAGAGAGAGCAAAGUACUCAACCUUGUUGCUCAACAACUUAGCGCGGCUUUGAAGUGUUUGAAGUCGGGGAUACGCCCUUCGUGUACAGUGCUGAUCAGCCUUAAGCAAUUCUUGACUUGUUCGCCCUAUGCUCCUCCCUUCUUCAAACAGAGCUCGUUUGAUUCAUGGAGGAAGGCCAACAACAGUUUUGUUGUUUCUCGAAAAGGAGUCAUCAUAGGAUAG
Molecule: messenger RNA, 1569 nt
Organism: Eimeria tenella
Lineage: Eukaryota; Apicomplexa; Conoidasida; Eucoccidiorida; Eimeriidae
Exons: 1
Coding region: 1-1569 (522 amino acids)
Source: RefSeq, a predicted model, not a curated record